Molecule: messenger RNA, 516 nt
Organism: Branchiostoma floridae (Florida lancelet)
Lineage: Eukaryota; Metazoa; Chordata; Leptocardii; Amphioxiformes; Branchiostomatidae
Product: zinc finger protein 271-like
Exons: 4
Coding region: 1-516 (171 amino acids)
Source: RefSeq, a predicted model, not a curated record
AUGGCUACUCGUGAGGGUCGCCCCCAUGUGCAAAAUCUUUGCAGGAGGAUUGUGCGCACGCAGGUAAUAUUCAACACUGGAAGCAGGUGCGACAUGGAAGAGGCGGGUAAUGGGUCUCCCACUGCUGUUCCACAGAACUUCAGAGAUGGGCAUCGGUAUCCACCUGGAGUUUUAUGCAACAAGGAUGCGACCAAGGUCAAAGACCACCCCACAGCGAGCAAAACUGGUUUAGUCAGUCAACCGGAAGCGAACACUGGUGAAAAACCCUACAAGUGUAACCAGCGUUACUUUUCUGCUGCACAGAUGUCCACCUUGAAUCAACAUCUAGCUAUGCAUACUGGUGAGAAACCCUACAUGUGUGGGGAUUACCGCACGUACUCGCGUGAAGCAAGCGGUCGCCGUGCUUUCUGUAGCUUCGUCCGGUCCCACUGCUGCUGCAUCGCCGCCGGCAUUGCCGUACUCAUCGCUGUGGGACUCGCACCUCUGACUUUCAUCAAUAAAGAGGUAACCCUGUAG